Lagenorhynchus albirostris (white-beaked dolphin) is the source of this 1407-nucleotide messenger RNA. It is a transcript of the gene ABHD16B, whose product is annotated as abhydrolase domain containing 16B. The record is from RefSeq and is a predicted model, not a curated record. Gene Ontology annotation, biological process: phosphatidylserine catabolic process; monoacylglycerol catabolic process. Gene Ontology annotation, cellular component: endomembrane system. Gene Ontology annotation, molecular function: monoacylglycerol lipase activity; glycerophospholipase activity. NCBI's taxonomy places the organism in Eukaryota, Metazoa, Chordata, Mammalia, Artiodactyla, Delphinidae.
AUGUGUGUCGUCUGCUUCGUGAAGGCACUGGUGCACUUGUUCAAGAUCUACCUGACAGCAAACUACACCUACAACUUCCGCGGCUGGCCUGUGGACCUCCGCUGGGAUGACGUGCACGCCGCCGCCGCCGCCGGGGGCCACAGCGGUCACCGGGGACUGACGUGCCCGGCAGCCGCGGCGGGCAUGUGGCUGUUGCAGGGCGCGGCGCUGGGCGAAGACGUGCAGGGGCGGCCGUCCCGCGGGGCGCGCAGCCAGGCGCAGUGCCUCCUGCAGCAGAUCAGUGAGCUGCCCGGCCAGCUCGCCAGCUACGUGCUGGCCCACUCAGUGGGCCGCUGGUUCGUGUACCCUGGUUCCAUGUUCCUGAUGACACGCGCGCUGCUGCCGCUCCUGCGGCAGGGCCAGGAGCGCCUGGUGGACCGCCACCGCGGCCGGUGCGCCAAGCUGGUGGCCUGUGACGGCAACGAGAUCGACACCAUGUUCAUGGACCGCCGCCAGCGCCUGGGCAGCCAUGGCCGCAGCCUGCGCCUCGCCAUCUGCUGCGAGGGCAGCUUCUACGAGAUGGGCUGUCUGUCGGCGCCGCUGGAGGCCGGCUAUUCGGUGUUGGGCUGGAACCACCCGGGCUUCGGGGGCAGCACGGGCGCGCCGUUCCCUCAGCACGACGCCAACGCCAUGGACGUGGUGGUCAAGUACGCGCUGUACCGCCUGCACUUCCCGCCCGCGCACGUGGUGGUCUACGGCUGGUCCAUCUGCGGCUUCACGGCCUCGUGGGCCACCAUGACGUACCCGGAGCUGGGCGCACUGGUGCUCGAUGCCACCUUCGACGACCUCGUGCCGCUGGCGCUGAAGGUCAUGCCCCACAGCUGGAAGGGGCUGGUGGUGCGCACGGUGCGCGAGCACUUCAACCUCAACGUGGCCGAGCAGUUAUGCCACUACCGGCCGGUGCUGCUGCUCCGGCGCACGCCGGACGACGUGGUCAGCACCUCGGGCCCCCUGCGCCCCCUGCCGUCGGGCGACGUGGAGGGCCACCGCAGCAACGAGCUGCUCCUGCUGCUGCCGCACCGCUACCCCGCCGUGAUGGCGCGCGAGGGCCUUACUGUCGUGACCCUAUGGCUGCGUGCCGGCAGCCUGGCGCAGGAGGCCACCUUCUACGCGCGCUACCGCGUGGACGACGACUGGUGCCUAGCCCUGCUGCGCUCCUACCGCGCGCGCUGCGAGGAUCGGCAGGAGGACGAGGAGGCCUGGGGCCCGCACGGGCUCGCUUUCCCCUGGCUAGUGGGCCAGGGCCUGAGCCGGCGGCGGCGCUGGCAGCUCGCGCGGUUCCUGGCUCGCCAGCACCUCAAGAACGUGGAGGCGACCCACUGCAGUCCGCUGGAACCUGAGGACUUCUAGUUGCCCUGGAGGCUGUAG